This is a messenger RNA of Penicillium manginii, 759 nucleotides long. RefSeq names its product alpha/beta hydrolase. The coding region runs from base 1 to 759 and encodes 252 amino acids. The transcript has 2 exons. NCBI's taxonomy places the organism in Eukaryota, Fungi, Ascomycota, Eurotiomycetes, Eurotiales, Aspergillaceae. The record is from RefSeq and is a predicted model, not a curated record.
AUGUCCGGAUAUCAACCCACCAUUCUUUUUGUUCCUGGUGCUUGGCAUGGACCCGAUGGGUUCGACGCUGUUCGUGCCUCCCUGUCAUCUCGCAACAUUCCUACCGAAGCCUUAGCGCUUCCCUCGAUCGGUGCUGAGCCUCCAUCAAAAGGGCUCACGGAUGAUACCAUCUUUGUUCAGAGUGAAAUUGAAAAGCUCGUCGACCAGGGCAAAAAAAUCGUGGUUGUCACUCACUCAUAUGGCGGGAUGGUGGGUGCGGGCGCUGUGAAGGGGUUGGAGUAUACCGAAAGACAAAAGCAGGGCAAAAAAGGCGGCGUCAUCAUGCUGGUAUACAUGGCCGCAUUUGUUGCUAAGCAAGGUGACAGCCUCUUGAAGAUGCUGGGCGGUAAUUACUUGCCGUGGAUGAAUGUGCAGGGAGACUAUUGUACCUCUUCAAAUGAAGCUCAAACAUUCUACCACGACCUUUCCCCACAAGAUCAGAAGAAAUGGAUUUCCAAGCUGACGCAUACCUCUCGUGCCGUUUUCGAGGAUGCCGUUAUGCAUGAGCCUUGGCACACUCUACCUUGCAUGUACAUAUUCUGCGAAAAAGAUCAAGCUCUGCCUAUUUUUGUGCAAGAAGCCAUGGCGGGACUAUUGGGCAACUGCACUCAAUUCAGAUGCGAGAGCUCCCACUCUCCAUUUUUGAGCAUGCCGGAGAGGGUCGCCGAGGGCUGCGAACUGGCAGUGAAGAUUGGAGUGGAAAAAUGUGAAGCAAAGUGA